UCCCCAAAUGUUUCAAAUUUACAGUUCCCAGUAAUGUUUCAGAGCAGGAGAACAAAAAUUGAUUUCAUGGAAACUCUGUUGAAAAAAUCUGACAAAAAUGACACACAGAUUGUUUCAAAUGAGUGCUGCAUGUGUGGUGAUGUGGGUUUUAAGAAGCAGCUCUUCAAAUGCACAUUCUGCAACUUCAGAUAUCAGCACAAUUAUUGCAGCAGUCUGUACCCAAAUAUAGACCUGGAUUGUUUUUCAUGCGAGUGGUGCAGAGUCACAAAAAUGGCGGAAAUGGGAGCUGGUAACAGUAAUAUCAAUGAUGGCGGCUUCAAUAAGCUGCGCAGUUUUGCGGCGUCUAAACAGGUCAGUGGGCUUAAAAAGAUGCACACAAGAGAAGAAGUUGAGAACAAGUCUGGUUUUUUUUAUUCUAGUAAUGGUAGACAGCGGCCCCAACGGAAAGAAAAGCCCAAAUUGCAUAUUCAUGCUGGCCGCCGAUAUAAACUCCUUGCAGAUUUCUGAUAUGCUGUACUAUGCUUUUAGCAGGGACUUUGUUGUAUAUUACUAUAUGUCUAUGUGGAUUCCUUGAUGUAUAUCUGUAUAUAUAUAUAUGGUUUUGAAAUUUGGGAAUUUCUGAAUUGCAAUGAUUUUGUGAAUAA
This is a messenger RNA of Cryptomeria japonica (Japanese cedar), 644 nucleotides long. RefSeq lists its product as uncharacterized. The transcript is spliced from 2 exons. Bases 34 to 507 code for a protein of 157 amino acids. The record is from RefSeq and is a predicted model, not a curated record. Lineage: Eukaryota; Viridiplantae; Streptophyta; Pinopsida; Cupressales; Cupressaceae.